GUCACCGUUACAUCUGACUCUGAAUGACUUUUAAAAUGAGAGAAAAUGUACUUUGCGGACAUCCAUAAUAAUCUUAACUAAGAUAGAAAUGGAUGAUAUUAAAUCAGCCCUGGAAGUAGAACUGGAAAGGCUGAGAAAACUGGUGAGGAAAUACCGAACAGAAAGCAUUGUUUUCGCAAAACCCAGAAAAAGCAAAAGUUUAGAAUAUAGCGCAGAGCUUAGACCCAAUGAAAAUAGUGACGCGUAUGAGAGCCAUAAUCCAGUUAGCUCGUUGAACUGUGAACAGUUAUCUUCACCAAAGGUUCCGAAAUCGCGUUGUGUACAGUUUGCUCCAGUGAACAACUGCUGUGAGAGUGUUAGUCGUCUUUCAGAUUCAAAUGAAGUUAUACGCAAACCUAACAGACCUUCACAGCACCGCACACGUUUUCUUGACCCUCCAACAAAUAUUGAUAUGCCAUCUAGAUAUCACCCAGUACCGAAAUACCCCCUGAAGAAGAAUCCAAGAGAAAUUUUACUUAUACUGCCAUGGAUUUGAUAGAAAGGAGGAGAUUUCAGGAAUCAUUUUUACAUUUACAUGAAUUUUACCGGAAAAACUAUCCACUUGAUAGUGAAUUGGUAAUUGAGUUAAGGUAAGUCACUGUAUUAGGUAUGUCGUUAUUACUAGUGGGUAAUCACUGUUAUAAUCUUACUCAUAUUAUUAGUCGAG
Molecule: messenger RNA, 706 nt
Organism: Schistosoma mattheei
Lineage: Eukaryota; Metazoa; Platyhelminthes; Trematoda; Strigeidida; Schistosomatidae
Source: the annotation of a GenBank genome assembly